AUGAGAACUGUGCCAGCUUGGGUUGACAAAGUACAUGAUAAAAAUGAACAAUGUAUAUAUUCUGUUUGUUUCAACCCAGAUGGAUCGCAGUUAGUUGUAGCUGCAGGGCAAAGGAUAUUAGUGUAUGACACAAAUGAUGGUUCUUUAAUACAGCCACUGAAAGGUCAUGAAAAAACUGUUUAUUGUGUGGACUAUGGUAAAGAUGGAAAGAGAUUCGCAUCUGGUAGUGCUGACAAAAAUGUUAUUAUUUGGACAUCAAAACUUGAAGGUGUUUUGAGAUAUAGCCAUAAUGAUGCUGUCCAGUGCCUCGAGUUUAAUCCUGCAUCUCAAUUAUUGGCCUCAUGCAGCAGUAAUGAGCUUAUCCUUUGGUCACCUGUAGUAAAGUCAGUUGUGCGACAUAAGAUCCCAGGAAGAGUUCUUUCUUGUUCUUGGUCAGAGGAUGGACAGUUACUUGCUAUUGGUUUGAGUACUGGAAUAGUAUCAAUUAGGAGUCGAAAUGGAGAGGAAAAAAUUAAAAUUGAGCGUCCUGCAAAAGCAGCUAUUUGGGCCUUAGCUUGGUCAAAGAACAAGGAAACUAAUACUGAUAUUUUAUGUGUUACUGAUUGGGGUCAAACAAUGUCAUUUUAUUCAAGUACUGGUCAAGAAAUUAGUGAAAAGGAUAGGAACCUUGGAUACGAGCCAUUACGUGCUUCAUAUGUUGGAAAAGGAGAGUUUAUAUUAGUUAGUGGAAGCAACAACUGUUGUACAUUAUAUAACAAAGAUGGUGUGAAAGUGUCUGAAAUUGGUGAUCAGCAGAAAUCAUGGGUUUGGUCAUGUGCACAUCAUCCUACUUCUAAUUUUGUUGUCUUAGGUUGUCAAGAUGGAACUAUUGCAUACUAUCAAGUAGUAUUUAGUAAAGUGCAUGGUUUAUACAAAGAGAGAUAUGCCUACAGGGAUAAUUUGACUGAUGUUAUUGUUCAACAUUUAUUGACAAACCAGAAAGUAAAAAUAAAGUGCAGAGACUUAGUGAAAAAAAUAGCUAUCUACAAAAAUAGGCUAGCAGUCCAGUUAGGUGAAAGAGUUGUUAUUUAUGAGCUUUAUUCAAAUGACUCAUCUGGUAUGCGUUAUCGUGUAAAGGAGAAAUUGGCUAUUAAAGUUGAUUGUUAUUUAUUAGUAGUUUGUUCUAACCAUGUUGUCCUCUGUCAAGAGAAACGUUUACAAUCACUGACUUUUACUGGCACUAAAGAACGAGAAUGGGAAAUGGAUUCUGCUAUUAAAUAUAUCAAGGUGGUCGGGGGGCCACCAAAGAGAGAGGGGCUUCUCCUCGGCUUAGCUAAUGGACAGGUAGUCAAAAUUUAUUUAGACAAUGCUUUUCCUGUACAACUUCUUAAAAUUGGCUAUCCAAUCAGAUGUUUGGAUCUUAGCCCGAGUAGAAAGAAGUUAGCAAUUGUAGAUGGCAAUGAACGCUGUCUUGUGUAUUCAUUGAACAACCCUUCUCAACCUUUAUUUCAGGAAAUUAAUGCAGUGAGCGUGGCAUGGAACAGUUGCUGUGAAGACAUGCUUUGUUUUUCAGGGAACAAUAUUUUUGGCAUCAAAGCCAAUGGGUUUCCUGUUCAUCAGCAGAAACUUCAGGGGUUCGUGGUGGGCUUUUGCUCAUCCAAGAUAUUUUGCUUUCAUAACAAUUCGAUGUCAUCAAUUGAUGUUCCACUUUCUGCUCCAAUGUAUCAGUAUUUGGAAAAAAAAAUGUUCAGGGAAGCUUUUGAGAUUGCAUGUUUAGGAGUUACUGAUUCUGAUUGGAAAGUUCUUGCUUUCACUGCCUUAGAUGCUCUUGAUUUAGAUGUUGCCCGUAAGGCUUUUAUACGAACUAAAGAUCUUGUGUAUUUGGAUCUAAUACAUGAACUGCAGGAAAGAAAUGAGAAAGACAAAGAAAUUCUGAAUGGACUGGUGUUGGCUUACAGGAAGAAAUACAAGGAAGCUGCUCGUGCUUGGGCGAGGGCUGGUCGCCAAGAUCUAGCUCUUGGAAUGUACACAGAGCUAAGAAUGUUUGACCAUGGUCAAGAGUUUGUGUCAGAUUCACCUACAGAAAGAGUCUCUCUCUUAAGAAAAAAAGCUGACUGGGCAAGAGAUACAAAUGAACCAAAGGCUGCAGCCCAAGUUUACCUUGCUGCUGGUGAUACUAUGAGGGCCAUUGAAAUCAUGGCAAACCAUGGUUGGGUUGACAUGUUGAUUGAUGUAGGAAGGAAAUCCAACUCGUCUGAUUCUGAUAUCAUUAAAAUUAUUGCUGAUACUUUGAAAAACCUUAACCAUUUGGAACUGGCUGCAGAGAUGUUCAGGAAACUUGGUGAUGAAGAAGAGCUUAUAAAAGUAGAAGUUGAGGCUGGACAAUGGGAAAAAGCACUCGUAGCGGCCGAGUCAGACCCUAAGUUUCGACCCAUUGUUUACCUUCCAUAUGCAAGAUAUCUUGCUGAAAAUGAUAAAUUUGUCUUGGCACAAAAAGCCUACCAAAAAGCUGGUCAUCCUGAAGAAGCAUUCAGAGUUGUGAAACAGCUGACGGAAAAUGCAGUUAGUGAAUCUAGAUUCAAUGAUGCAGGAUACUAUUAUUGGCUUUUGGCAAAGCAGUGUUUACAACUUGCCGGGGAAGGAGAAGAUGGAAUGUUGGAUAAAUAUUUCUUAUAUGAGAAAUAUGCAACUAUAUACUAUGCUUAUCAUUCGAUUCAGAGAUACUUAGAGGAACCAUUCACUGCUUAUCAACCUGAAUCUUUAUUUAAUAUUGCACGUUUCUUGAUGCAGGAAACCAAAACUCUUCUUCCACCAGGAGUGUCACAAUUUGCAAUACUUUAUGCUAUGUCUAAACAAGCAAGAAAUCUUGGUGCUUAUAAAUUGGCACGCCAAGUUCUUUCAAAAUUACAAACAUUGAAGAUUCCAGCUAAAUUUCAGGAAUAUGUGGAUAUCACAAGUAUCAUGGUAAAAGGUAAGCAGUAUCAAGACAACGAAGAAUUGUUGAUCAUGUGCUAUCGUUGCUCGACGUAUAACCCUCUAAUGACUCCUCCUGGUGCUAAAGCCAAUGCUUGUACAAACUGUGGCCAAUCAUUUGUCCACUCAUUUGUUACAUUUGAGGUACUGCCAUUGGUUGAAUUCCAACCUGAGAGUAGUAUAAGUGAGCAAGAAGCUCUAAGACUCCUGGAGAGUGGUUCUGAAGAGGAGGAAGGCUGGCAACAAGAAAUAGGCAAUGACGUUCAAGCCUUACGCCCAGAAUCAGAAAUUGGACAUGACCCAUUCACUGCUAGGCUUCUACAGGACCUUGCAGAUGAAGUUGUAACAGUUAAUAGAUCUGCCCUUAAGACAAUGGAUCUGUCUGAAGUAGUUAUAUGUCGAUUUCCUAAACCAUUGAAAACACGUUAUUAUAGAAACCUCCUUCCUGAGCUGCAAGUAACUCCAUGUUCACAUUGUAACAAAAUUUUUCACAUGGAUGAUUUUGAAAUGAAGAUUCUGGAAAAAGGUUGUUGUCCCUUUUGCCGUGUACCUCCAACAAGUGGAGAAGAAGAAUUAGAAACCUCUUCUCUUUAA
Nezara viridula (southern green stink bug) is the source of this 3546-nucleotide messenger RNA. NCBI's taxonomy places the organism in Eukaryota, Metazoa, Arthropoda, Insecta, Hemiptera, Pentatomidae. The record is from the annotation of a GenBank genome assembly.